GAAACAAAAACACAGCCAUGCCUCUAUCAGGAACACCUGCCCCAAACAAGAGGAAAAAGUCUACUAAAAUCCUUGUGGAGAUCAGUUCCUCAAGAGAAGAAGAACAAGUUGUCUCUAGACUAAAUUUAGGGAAGAAGAUCAGUGUUCCUAGAGACAUCAUGCUGGAAGAAUUGUCUUUGCUCAGCAAUAAAGGAUCCAAGAUGUUUAAGCUUCGUCAAAAGAGAGUGGAAAAAUUCAUCUAUGAAAACAAUCCAGAUGUAUUUUCAGACAAUUCAGUGGACCACUUCCAAAAAUUUAUAGCUACUGGAGGUGAUUUAGGACCUGGAGGACAUACAGGAGUCGGAGGAGGAGGUUAUGGUUUGGGACAUGGCGGAGGACGAAUGGUGUCAAGUCUAUCAGGUGGACAGCAUGGGCAUGGAGGGCACCAACCACCAAUACCCCCACCAAAGCCUGGAAGUAAGGGCGGUGUUGGCGGUGGACAGGCUGGUGAUUCCAGCAGCGGAGGAAAAGGAGGAAGGGAAGGCAUUGAUGGCUCAGGAGGAAAAGAUGGUCAUUCGGGUCAAGAUGGUCCAGGUGGGAAGCAUAUCACUAUUUUCAAGACUUACCUCUCCCCAUGGGACAAAGCAAUGGGAAUUGACCCACAACAAGCAAGUAAUCUCAACAUAAAUUUGCUGGAUUAUUGUACAAAGGCAGAGCUCGUCAAAUAUAAAUCAUUCAACAGGUCAGCUAUGCCUUUUGGUGGAUAUGACAAAGCAGCAAAGUUGAUGACUUUUCAGAUGCCAGAGUUUGAUGCUGGGCCCGUAGAAUCAGAACCAGAAAUUGUCUUCAAUGCAGCUGCUGCCAACAGACCGUCCUUCAACAGGACACCAGUUGGAUGGUUGGGAUCUGGUGAAGGCACACACUACAAUAUUGAUGUGCCUGUGCCACUGGAUGGGGAAACGGAAGAACUCUAAGCUAAUGCCUCCUGAAAUGUGUAACCUAUAGGUGUUGUACAUCAAAAACACAUUGUCAUUUCUUCUGAAAAAUAUGUGAUAUGUUGUUGUAUUGCACUGUAUUUUGACACCCAAUCAGCCAAUGGCACAGGUCACAUCUAACAGUGUAUAUGCCACACAAUAAUGUGCCUUAUUUAAAAAGAAGCCAGGCUUUCUCUUGUAUGUUGAAAAAAAAUAAAAUGUAGCUUCUUGUGAUGGUUUGUAUUUGAACGCAGGUAGAGAUGAAACAGAAUGGUGACUAAUAAAAGAUGUGGCAAAGCAGAGGAAGGGAAAGAAAGCUAUUUGUUUUGUGCACUGUGGCAUAAAAAAUAAAAAUAUAAAGGACAAUUAUUAAACAUGUAACCUUAAAAACACUGCUCUACACUAAAUAUUUUUAAUUAGUGUCUUAAUUAAACUGAAUAAACAGAUACAGAAUUAAA
Pelobates fuscus (common spadefoot toad) is the source of this 1411-nucleotide messenger RNA. RefSeq names its product myozenin 1 (gene MYOZ1). NCBI's taxonomy places the organism in Eukaryota, Metazoa, Chordata, Amphibia, Anura, Pelobatidae. The record is from RefSeq and is a predicted model, not a curated record. Gene Ontology annotation, molecular function: actin binding; telethonin binding; FATZ binding. Gene Ontology annotation, cellular component: Z disc; actin cytoskeleton. The transcript is spliced from 5 exons. The coding region runs from base 18 to 953 and encodes 311 amino acids.